Molecule: messenger RNA, 1611 nt
Organism: Aureobasidium pullulans EXF-150
Lineage: Eukaryota; Fungi; Ascomycota; Dothideomycetes; Dothideales; Saccotheciaceae
Exons: 3
Coding region: 118-1518 (466 amino acids)
Source: RefSeq, a predicted model, not a curated record
AAAGACAUUGGAUUGUAAGCCUCGAGUGAAUAGUCGAUUGUACUCCGGGGCAUGCCAUGCAAGUCAAGUGCAACAGAAUCGAGAGCGAGAGUCGAAACAUGACACAAACCACACACAAUGUCUGGGCUACGGAACAUAGCAAAAGGAGGGUGGCAUCCAGGCGGCGCCAAAGACAACGGCAGUAGCAGCAGCAGCGGUGGAGGAGGAAGCGGAUGGCGCUCCAAGAUCAACGACAAGAUUCCAGGCCGCAUCAACGACAGGAUGCCCGGAAGCACGAGCAAGUCGGAGAGAGAGCGCAUCGAGGCGCGUGAGAACCACGUCUCGCAGCCCUUGACCAGCCUGAGAGACCCUGCCUCGUUUGCUCCUCCGCCCAAACACAUGCACUACCAUGGCCAAGCAGCAGCUUCCAGUCCCGGCGCCCUCACCACCACCACAUCUAGCUACUCCAGUAGCCCUGCAAACACUGCCGCUACACGUGGACUGGGCGCGCCGCUACCGAAAGAGAUGGUCCAGCAGCAACAAUUCUCUCAACAACAGGCCCAGCAAGAAGAAGAAGAUGCCUCCCGUCCACCACCAGGUCCAUACCGAGUCGACACGACCGGUCUUUCUACCGCAAAUUUGCCCAAACCCCCCGUUCGACGACUGGACACGGCCUCUCCGCAGUCCGUCUCUUCACAACCUCGCCCACCUCCACGACAGAUAGCUCCCUCUCCCGCUGCGCGCUCUCCACUCCCUCCACCUCGUUCGACCCCUACACCCCCGGUUGCUCCAUCUAGGCAACAACCCGCACUACCCCCUCGACUGCCUCCUCGCCAAAACUCACACCCCGAUCUAAACUCUCCUCCGCCCCCACCCGUCUACUCCGAAGCCGUGCAAGCACCUGUCCAUGUCCCUGCCCCAGAUCAAGGCGCUAUGAACAGACUAGCUCGUGCAGGUGUGAGUGUGCCGGGUUUCGACAUUGGUGCCCGAUCCUCCUCGCCGGCCGCUGCGCACUCUUCACCAGCCGCCAGACCACCUCAACCUUCUCAGAUGAACGAACUGCAAUCACGUUUCUCCAGGAUGACCUCCUCAAAUUCCUCACAAUCCCAACCCUCGCAACCUUCCAACAGCGCACAGUCCCGCUUUGGUAAUAUGGUCUCACAACAAGCGAGCAACCCACAAGUUCAGUCACGCUUCGCAAGCCUGGCCUCUUCACCAACCGUCAGGAACCACGCUGCAAACAUCGCCUCGUCACCCGCUGUUCAGAAGCAAGCGGUCCAACACGCUGGUACCUUCGCCACUGCCUCUGGAGCCUCUCCACAACAAGCACAGGCUCUACAAUCAGGCUUCUCACGAGCAGCUGCUUCUCCUACCGCUAUGAAUAUGGCCACUCGCCAUGCGGGUACUGUUGCCUCUGCUGCAUCGUCAUUUGGUUCCAAUGCUGCUGCUGGAAAGAAGCCACCGCCUCCACCGCCGAAGAAAAAGGAACUGCAGGCCGAUGCGCCGCCUGUACCGCUUUCGAGCAAACCCAGAUUUUAGUGAGCACGAGCAUCGUCAGCACAGUACAUUAGUCUCGCUUGAACCCGUACAUAAUCUGUUGAAGUCUACAACACGAGGCUCUUUUAUCCUUAC